UUUCCUCUUUGCUCAAGGUCCUUUUGACAUUCCUUGUUUCCAACGGUAUUUUGGAUAAAUAUGUAAAUAGUAAACAGAGUAGGUCAGUAGUCAGAAAUUUUAAUUGUAAUAGUGAUGUUUAAUUUGAGAAUAUUGAAAUUAUUUUUUGUUUUGGUGUUAUUUGGUAUUGCAUUAGUGAUCGUCUUCUUAUUAUUUUUUCUCGAUAACAGUACACAUUUGCGAGAUAUUGGUGCACAGGAAGAAGUUAACAAGAAAUUGCUUUCUGGAAGUGUUUAUAUUGAUCGCCUUGAACACUUGAAUUUGAUGUGCAGACAUUUCAAUCAUUCUGAGCCUGAUGAUUUUAAUACACUAAUAGAAAAUCGGUAUCUUUUGGAUCAUAUUGUUGUUGAUACAAAACACCAGCUCCUGUAUUGUUAUGUACCUAAGGUUGCUUGUACAAAUUGGAAAAGACUGUUCAUGAUCCUCACUGGAGCUACUAAUACAACAAAUGUUCUCUCCAUUCCUGCAACUAAAGCUCAUAACAGGCUCUCUCUUUUAACUUUGAGCAAUUUUACUUAUACAGAAAUCAAGUACUUAUUGAGUACUUACACUAAAUUUCUUUUUGUUAGACAUCCUUUUGAGAGACUUCUUUCUGCUUUUAGAAAUAAACUAGAAUACAAAUACAAUCGAUCCAUGUAUUUUCACAAUCGGUUUGGAAAAUAUAUAGUCAAGAAUUACAGAACAAAACCAAAUAAUGCCUCAAAUGGAGAUGAUGUUACUUUUGCUGAAUUCACAGCAUAUUUAGCCAAAUCUGAGAGUGAAGUUUUUAAUGAACAUUGGAAACCCAUACACCAUCUUUGUGAACCCUGUCGAAUUAAAUAUCACUUUAUUGGAAAAUAUGAAACUCUAUUAUCCGAUUCAAAUUUUAUCUUAAAAAGUAUUGGUGUAUCUGAUGUUCGCUUUCCUUUUAAUGUAAAAACAGCUUCUACCUCUAAUAAAUUGAAGAAGUAUUUUUCAAUGCUAUCUCCUAGUCGAAUAAAAGAUUUAUAUAAUAUUUAUGAAAUUGACUUUAAAUUAUUUCAAUACAAUUUACAAGAUUUGCUCGGCUAUGAAGUUGGAUAGAAAAGUUGAAUAUUGAUGGUAAUUAGUAGCCAGACCUUGUAGUCUUUGCAUAUUAGUCAUAAUUUAAGGAACCAAAGGGUUAGUCUAAAGGGAUUAAAAAGGAAAUUGAAAGACUAUAGAUUUCUCAUAGAGGGUAUUUAUUAUUACAAUCUGUGAUUCAAAGAAUUUUUUUCUGAGGAACUAUUUUCAUAUAGUAGUUAGAUGCUUUAGUUAUUUGUUAUAUUUUUGAUUUGUCAACCGACAAGGCCCCUUAAACAUCUUCUUUUAGCAAUUAUUUUGUUUUAUUAUAUUGUUUCCCACAUUCCCAUAAAUUGUCGAUCUAUUUCCAUGAAUCUCAGUUUUUGGGUGCCUUUCGUUAGUUCUAAUUAUUAUUUUUAUUAUACAAUAAUACAGUUUAGGCAAGAUAAUUUCUAUUAUAAUUCUUAUUUCAAAUAUUUG
Molecule: messenger RNA, 1539 nt
Organism: Nezara viridula (southern green stink bug)
Lineage: Eukaryota; Metazoa; Arthropoda; Insecta; Hemiptera; Pentatomidae
Source: the annotation of a GenBank genome assembly